Molecule: messenger RNA, 726 nt
Organism: Magnolia sinica
Lineage: Eukaryota; Viridiplantae; Streptophyta; Magnoliopsida; Magnoliales; Magnoliaceae
Product: glucan 1,3-beta-glucosidase-like
Exons: 3
Coding region: 1-726 (241 amino acids)
Biological process (GO): cell migration; carbohydrate metabolic process; actin filament bundle assembly
Cellular component (GO): cytoplasm; actin cytoskeleton
Molecular function (GO): hydrolase activity, hydrolyzing O-glycosyl compounds; actin filament binding
Source: RefSeq, a predicted model, not a curated record
AUGUUGAGAAAUUUCUAUUUUCCAUCCAUUUGCAGAAAAUAUGGUAUCAAGGUUAGUGUCGAUCUCCAUGCAGCUCCAGGCUCACAGAAUGGAAAUGAACAUAGUGGAACGAGAGAUGGAUCUCAGGAAUGGGGAAAAACAGACGAGAACAUACAACAGACUGUUGCGGUAAUAGACUUCCUAGCAGCCAGGUAUGCCAUGAAUCCAAGCCUCAUUGCUGUCGAGUUGAUCAACGAGCCUCUUGCACCAGGUGUUUCCUUUGAGAGCCUUACUAAGUUCUAUAGAGCCGGUUAUGAUGCUGUUCGAAAGUAUUCUUCGAUUGCUUAUGUGAUCAUGUCCAAUCAGCUGGGCCCAGCUGAUUCAAGGGAGCUCCUCCCCCUCGCCGGUGGACUCAAGGGCACUGUCAUUGACAUACAUUACUAUAAUCUGUUUUCAGAUGAAUUCAAGAGCAUGACGGUACAACAAAACAUUGAUUUUGUUUACAACAACCGGGCUAACCCGUUGAACAUUGUCACCACAUCCAAUGGUCCGCUCACUUUCGUCGGGGAAUGGGUCGCUGAAUGGGAUGUCAAUGGAGCAACAGAAGAUGAUCAUCGCAAAUUUGCAAAGGCGCAGUUGGAAGUUUAUGGGCGGGCCACAUUCAGGUGGGCAUAUUGGGCAUACAAGCACGUAUAUAACCAUUGGAGUCUGAGGUGGAUGAUUGAAAAUAACAUAAUAGCACUGUAG